AUGGCCGCCACGAAAACUGCGAACUAUGAUGGACACUUCCGGCCAGAAAAAUUAAAAGAAUGGCCAGAGCCCGAGUCAAUUUCUUUAAUGGAGGUAUUGGCUAGAGAAAACAUUGAUGAAGCUGUACAUGCAAUAUUAUUUAGAGAAAAUUAUGUCGUGAAGGUUACAGUGUCACCACUUUUUGAUCCUCUGUUUCGAAGACAGCAAGAGGUAGAUGAAGAGAAGAGAGCUAGUCUUCAGUAUGAGACAGGAAAACAAUAUUCCAUAAAAGAACUUAAAGAAAUAGAGAAGGCCAGUCUGUGUGCCCGAUUGCCCCAGUUCACUUUCACUCUACACAGCAAGAUUCCAAGAGAGUGGCGUACAGCCUCCACGAGACCCAGAAGUAAAGCUCCCGGUAAAUGCAGUCCUGAAAAGCUCAUCUGUGCAGAAAAGAACCAAAAGAGAAAAGAGAAAGAGAAAAAGACUACUGACCUAAGUCAGGCUGCUUUUGAAAGGCAGUUCCACUCCUCGAAGCUCAGCCCGGACAAAGGGGACGGAAAGAAGGUGUGGUGA
Messenger RNA from Propithecus coquereli (Coquerel's sifaka), 552 nucleotides. It is a transcript of the gene FAM228A, whose product is annotated as family with sequence similarity 228, member A. Bases 1 to 552 code for a protein of 183 amino acids. The transcript is spliced from 5 exons. The record is from RefSeq and is a predicted model, not a curated record. NCBI's taxonomy places the organism in Eukaryota, Metazoa, Chordata, Mammalia, Primates, Indriidae.